Octodon degus (degu) is the source of this 630-nucleotide messenger RNA. It is a transcript of the gene Gtf2h5, whose product is annotated as general transcription factor IIH subunit 5. Gene Ontology annotation, cellular component: transcription factor TFIIH holo complex; transcription factor TFIIH core complex. The record is from RefSeq and is a predicted model, not a curated record. The transcript is spliced from 3 exons. Gene Ontology annotation, biological process: nucleotide-excision repair, preincision complex assembly; transcription initiation at RNA polymerase II promoter; nucleotide-excision repair. Lineage: Eukaryota; Metazoa; Chordata; Mammalia; Rodentia; Octodontidae.
GUCUGAGUACGGGAUAAAGCGGAGCAAGAGAGGGGAAGGCCCGGAGACCAUUUUCCCGCCGUGGGUUACAGGGCUGUGUCCCGCGAACUCUCGGGGCGGGACUGGGAGGCUGUAAGAAGUUCCUGUGGGAGCUUCUUGUUCCACUCCCAGGUGUGAAGUAUUCUUGAAGACAUCUGCACCUCCUGACUGGGAAAAGAUGGUCAACGUUUUGAAAGGAGUGCUUAUAGAAUGUGAUCCUGCCAUGAAACAGUUUCUGCUGUACUUGGAUGAAUCUAAUGCCCUAGGAAAAAAAUUCAUCAUUCAAGAUAUUGAUGACACUCACGUCUUUGUAAUAGCAGAGUUGGUUAAUGUCCUUCAGGAGUGAGUGGGUGAAUUGAUGGAUCAAAAUGCUUUUUCUCUUACUCAGAAGUGAAAAUAUUAGAUAUUGGAUGCUUAGGACUUAUAACAAACAAACAUGAAAAACUAUCUCUAUUCAGUAUCUUAAUUUGACUAUUUCAAGGAUUCAUAAGAGCAUGUUGUGGGAAAGACUGAGAUGUGUUCAGACAGAGACCUGAACUGAUUUUGUUGUUUAAAAACAAAAGUUUGGAUUCAGCUGUAAUUUGGUAAUUUGGCUUUUAUUUUAUGAAAAUA